Molecule: messenger RNA, 483 nt
Organism: Dufourea novaeangliae
Lineage: Eukaryota; Metazoa; Arthropoda; Insecta; Hymenoptera; Halictidae
Gene: ATPsynG
Product: ATP synthase subunit g, mitochondrial
Exons: 2
Coding region: 61-357 (98 amino acids)
Biological process (GO): proton motive force-driven ATP synthesis
Molecular function (GO): proton transmembrane transporter activity
Source: RefSeq, a predicted model, not a curated record
GGAAGGUUGUUCUUCGCAGCCAAGUUUCACUCAGAAAGGUUUGAGUUUUAAGAACCGAAAAUGGCAGCAGUUACAAAGACAAUACAGCUGUGCAAAUCUGCUGCAGUAGCAUCAAAACCCCUUCUCCAAAAAUUCAAGUAUUAUGGAAAGGUAGAAUUGGUACCACCAAAGGUAUCUGAUAUUCCUGCUAUAAAAAGUGGCAUUAAGAACCUGAUAAACUCUGCUAAAACUGGACGAUACCGAGAAGUUACUGUACGCGAAGCCUGGCUGAAUACUUUAGUUACUAUUGAAGUCGUAUGUUGGUUCUUUGUCGGUGAAUGUAUUGGAAAGCGACACAUUGUAGGAUACAAUGUUUAAACAUGUAUUGUAUUAUAUUCAUAUAGACAUAAUCUCUGUAUAAAUGAUAGGCAACAUAAACAUAAAUACAAAUAUAAACUCAUAAAGGAAAUUUAAGUUUUAUCAAUAAACAUCAUUUUGUUAAGA